Messenger RNA from Acanthochromis polyacanthus (spiny chromis), 2131 nucleotides. It is a transcript of the gene inaa, whose product is annotated as internexin neuronal intermediate filament protein, alpha a. Lineage: Eukaryota; Metazoa; Chordata; Actinopteri; Pomacentridae. Gene Ontology annotation, molecular function: structural constituent of postsynaptic intermediate filament cytoskeleton. Gene Ontology annotation, cellular component: intermediate filament; cytoplasm; postsynaptic intermediate filament cytoskeleton. Bases 1 to 1371 code for a protein of 456 amino acids. The record is from RefSeq and is a predicted model, not a curated record. Gene Ontology annotation, biological process: intermediate filament organization. The transcript is spliced from 5 exons.
AUGAGCUACGGAGACCGCUACACCUCUUCGUCCUACCGGAAGCUUUUUGGGGACUCCCCCAGGUUCCCCGUCUCCUCCUCCAGGAUGAGCGGCUCCUCUUCCCGGGGCUCUCCGGUGCUCAGGUCCAUGGCUGCGCCCCGUAACGGCGCAUCCUCCCUGAAUCUGUACCGGCGGGUCGGUCGCUCCUCCGUUUCCUUCUCUCCGGUGACAACCGGCUCCCUGGACCUGACCCAGACCUCCGUGGUCAAUAAUGAAUUGAAAGUCAUCAGAACUAACGAGAAGGAGCAGCUGCAGGGUUUGAAUGACCGCUUUGCCAUGUUCAUCGAUAAAGUCAGACAGCUGGAGCAGCAGAACAAAGGGUUGGAAACGGAGCUGGUCAGCCUGCGGCAGAAACAGGCCGAGCCAUCCCGCGUGGCUCAUCUCUACCAGCAGGAGAUGAGGGAGCUGCGCUGUCAGCUGGAGGAGCUGAACAGGGACAAGAACCGACUCCUGAUCGAGAGGAACAACUUAGAGGACGAGCUUCAAAAACUCAGUGCGAAGUAUGAUGAUGAGGUGAGGGCACGGGAGGAAGCUGAGCAGACCUUGAAGUCCUUCAGGAAGGAUGUGGAUGAUGCUGCAGCCGUCCGCCUGGACCUGGAGCGCCGGGUGGACUCGCUGAUGGACGAAAUCUCCUUCCUGAAGAAAGUGCAUGAAGAGGAAAUUCAGGAGAUGAGCAGCUUGAUGGAGACGCAGCAGGUCUCUGUGGAGCUUGAGCUCACCAAACCGGACCUCACCUCAGCUCUUAAGGAGAUCCGCAAUCAGUACGAGUCUAUCGCCUCCAAGAAUCUGCAGUCGGCCGAGGAGUGGUACAAGAGCAAGUUUGCAAGCCUCAGUGAGCAGGCCACCAGGAGCAACGAGGCCAUGAGGGCCAGCCGGGAGGAGAUCAAUGAGUUCAGGAGGCAGCUGCAGUCCAAGACCAUCGAGAUAGAGACCUUGAGGGGCGCCAACGAGUCUCUGGAGAGACAGAUCACAGAGAUGGAGGAUACACACAACGCUGAAGCCUCAGCCAUGCAGGACACCAUCAGCCACCUGGACACGGAGCUGAGGGACCUGAAGAGUGAGAUGGCCCAGCACCUGAGAGAGUAUCAAGACCUGCUCAAUGUCAAGAUGGCCCUGGACAUAGAGAUAGCUGCUUACAGGAAACUGCUGGAGGGGGAGGAGACUCACUUUAACUCAGGGAUGUCGUUCGGGGCUGCCAGCUACAGCUACCACCCCCGAGCCUCAGCCGGCUCCUCCAGGAGCAGCCAGAGGGACAAAGAAGGAGCCACGAAGGAAAGCUUCAAGGAGAUGAGCGAGGAUAAAGACGAGGCAGAUAUCAACUCCAACAACUGAAGGCAGGGACAUUUAAAUACAGAUAUACUGUAUAUCUGUAUUUAAAGUCACAUUAUGUUUGUGAAGGGAGACACCAAUCAAUGGUAAUAACAAAUAGGCUGUAGCUGACACCGUGGAUGUAGAUCUCAGUAUUUGGAUGAUCUCCAGACUUGAAAACCAUCAAAUAAAAUACAAGGUUUGGGAGUGUCAUUACUCCAACAUUAGAUGAGGAAACUAGAUGUAAUGUUCUGCACAUCUCCACAAAGAAAGAAUGGACACACUGAUUCACAGUAAACAUGUGACCAAGUCGUGAAUGUUAAUGGAAUAAAUGUGCAUUUUGCUACUUUGUUACUACACUGGAAAUUGGUGAAGGGAAGUUUGCUCAGAUAUCGUAGGAAACGAAAUGCCAGAAUAGUUCCAGUCUUCUGUUGUUUGGUCAGAGAACUUUAAGCUUCAAGCACUUUAGACACGUGAUGUAGGAGGACAGCCGCUGCUGGUUGUGUCUUUGCACCAUUGUGUUGUGUUUUAUAGAGUUUUAGAUACUUAUAAAAAAGUGAAGAUGGUUUCCACUUUGCAAACACAAUCAUAGUUCAAGGCUUACAAAAUCCUACAGUGGCACAAUAAAAGUAUUGAAUAAGUCAAAUAUUACAUGUAGUCCAGCACUUAGCACAGAUCAGUUCACCUGGCUGCAGUUAGUGUCUGAACCCAUAAGAAAACUGUUACCAACUAUUGUUUCCGUUGUGCUGGUUAACACACCGAAUAAAAUAACACAGCUGACAAA